AUGGCACGGGCCGCCGGGUUUCGUGGCGCGGUCCUGCGCGUCCUCCUGCUCCCGCUGCUGCUGUUGCUGCUCCCGCCGCCGCCGCUGCUGGCCCGGGCCCCGCAGCCCCUGGAUGCACACCGCCGCCACCCUCUGAGGAAGGGGUCACAGCCCUGGCAUGAAGCCGCUUCCGGCAGCCUGGCACCUGCCCCUACUGCCCAGGAGAGUCCCCGGCCUGCCAGCAGUCCCAGACCCCCCCGCUGCGGUGUGCCUGACCCGCCUGAUGGGUUGAGCGCCCGCAACCGACAAAAGCGGUUCGUGCUGUCAGGCGGGCGCUGGGAAAAAACGGACCUCACCUACAGGAUCCUCCGGUUCCCAUGGCAGCUGGUGCGGGAGCAGGUGCGGCAGACGGUAGCAGAGGCCCUGCAGGUGUGGAGCGAGGUGACACCACUCACCUUCACCGAGGUGCAUGAGGGCCACGCUGACAUCACAAUCGACUUCACCAGGUACUGGCAUGGGGACAACCUGCCAUUUGAUGGGCCCGGGGGAAUCCUGGCUCAUGCCUUUUUCCCCAAGACCCACCGAGAAGGAGAUGUCCACUUCGACUACGACGAGACCUGGACUAUCGGGAACAAUCAGGGCACAGACCUCCUGCAGGUGGCAGCCCAUGAAUUUGGCCAUGUGCUGGGGCUGCAGCACACGACGGCUGCUAAGGCACUUAUGUCCCCCUUCUACACCUUCCGCUAUCCGCUGAGCCUCAGUCCAGAUGACCGCAGGGGCAUUCAGCACCUCUACGGGCGACCACGGCCAGCCCCCACCUCCAGGCCCCCAGCUGUGGGCCCCCAGGCUGGGGUGGACACCAACGAGAUUGCCCCACUGGAGACGGAAGCCCCGCCGGAUGCCUGCGAGGCCACCUUUGAUGCGGUCUCUACCAUCCGUGGCGAGCUCUUCUUCUUCAAGGCGGGCUUUGUGUGGCGGCUGCGUGGGGGCCGGCUGCAGCCUGGCUACCCGGCCCUGGCUUCUCGCCACUGGCAGGGACUGCCCAGCCCCGUGGAUGCAGCCUUUGAAGAUGCCCAGGGCCACAUCUGGUUCUUCCAAGGUGCUCAAUACUGGGUGUACAACGGUGAGAAGCCAGUCUUGGGCCCUGCACCCAUCUCUGAGCUGGGCCUGCUGGGGUCACCCAUCCAGGCCGCCUUGGCCUGGGGCCCUGAGAAGAACAAGAUCUACUUCUUCGGUGGCGGAGACUACUGGCGCUUCCACCUCAGCACCGGCCGGGUAGACAGCCCUGUGCCCCGCAGGGCCACUGACUGGCGAGGGGUGCCCCCAGAGAUCGACGCCGCCUUCCGGGAUGCUGAUGGCUAUGCCUACUUUCUACGUGGUCGCCUCUAUUGGAAGUUCGACCCUGUGAAGGUGAAGGCCUUGGAGGGCUUCCCCCGCCUCGUGGGCCCUGACUUCUUCGGCUGUACCGAGCCUGCCAACACUUUCCGCUAACCUCGACUUCAAUGCUCUCAGGGCUCCUGACCCCUGCCAGACCACUGGUCUGGGGUAGAGACCAGUGGCCAUCUUUGUGGCUGUGGGUACAGGCACAGGAUGGAACCCGUGUUUCCUCAGGGGGGCUGGGGGUGCAGGGAGGGCCAUGCAGGUCAUGGUCACCUGCCAGCAACUGUCUCAGACUGGGCAAGGAGACUCUGGUGUUACUUGAGGGUGACAGUGGUCUUGGGCCAGCCCCACCCAACCUGUGCAGGUCACAUUCAAACCCUGCUGCCCUCAGUCUCCAUCCCUGUCCCUCAGGUUAGCACCUCAGCAGGGCUGGGGAGCUGAAGCCCUCAUUCUGUCCCUGCUGUGAGGUCCCUGCAGGGUGCUGGCAUGUGGUGGGGGAGCAUUCUGCCUUUUCCUGAGAGGUCAGCUCUGGGUAGGUGUUUGGAACUGGCUGCCUUCUAGCUGAUGAUCCUAGUGAUGUGUUCCCCAGGAUCCAGGUCAAAAGGUCCAGAGUCAGCUUGGGGCGGGGUGGGGGUGUUUCCUGCUGGAGACCCUGGGCCCCGGAAGCCCCAACAUACCUCAAUCCUGGCUUGGGCUAGAUCCUUCCCAGCCCUCAUUCCAGCACUGGGACCCUCUGAAGUCAUGUAAAUGUGUGUACAGCGUGUACAAAGCCUUUUUUUUCUUUUUCUACUGAGUACUGUUAUUAAAUAUGGUUAUUUUCUA
Neogale vison (American mink) is the source of this 2181-nucleotide messenger RNA. RefSeq names its product matrix metallopeptidase 11 (gene MMP11). The record is from RefSeq and is a predicted model, not a curated record. The transcript has 8 exons. Gene Ontology annotation, molecular function: metalloendopeptidase activity; zinc ion binding. Gene Ontology annotation, biological process: collagen catabolic process; proteolysis; extracellular matrix organization. NCBI's taxonomy places the organism in Eukaryota, Metazoa, Chordata, Mammalia, Carnivora, Mustelidae. Gene Ontology annotation, cellular component: extracellular matrix. The coding region runs from base 1 to 1470 and encodes 489 amino acids.